AUGAACUGCAGCGAGAGCCAGCGGCUGCGCACCCUCCUGAGCCGCCUACUGCUCGAGCUGCACCACAGGGGCAACGCCAGCCGCCUGGGCGCGGAACCGGGCCCGAGCAUGGGCAUGGGGGUCGUGCCUGACCCCUUCGUGGGCCGCGAGGUGACCAGCGCCAGGGGCGACGACGCCUAUCUCUACGUCCUGCUCAUCAUGGUCUUUUACGCCUGCCUGGCCGGAGGCCUCAUCCUGGCCUACACUCGCUCCCGCAAGCUUGUCGAGGCCAAGAACGAGCCGGCCCAGGCCUGCUCCGAGCACCAGUGGGCCCCGGGAGGCGCCUCGGCCGAAGCCGAGACAGCCGCCGGCUCCCCGGCAGACAGCCGCCGCCAGCUCGCCCUCGGGGGGCUGCCUGCACUCGCUCAGGGCACCGAGGGGGUCUAG
Messenger RNA from Loxodonta africana (African savanna elephant), 426 nucleotides. RefSeq names its product potassium voltage-gated channel subfamily E regulatory subunit 5 (gene KCNE5). Gene Ontology annotation, molecular function: voltage-gated potassium channel activity involved in ventricular cardiac muscle cell action potential repolarization; delayed rectifier potassium channel activity; potassium channel regulator activity. The record is from RefSeq and is a predicted model, not a curated record. Lineage: Eukaryota; Metazoa; Chordata; Mammalia; Proboscidea; Elephantidae. The coding region runs from base 1 to 426 and encodes 141 amino acids. Gene Ontology annotation, biological process: potassium ion export across plasma membrane; regulation of ventricular cardiac muscle cell membrane repolarization; membrane repolarization during action potential. Gene Ontology annotation, cellular component: membrane. The transcript has a single exon.